AUGAAAGGAGAACCUAAGCGGCAGGCCUCACUCACGGUGGCAGGCAGCUCCACGCAUCACAGGGUUUCUCUCCUCCCUCCUCCACCAUCCUCCACCGCCCACUCAACCUACCCCUCCUCCCGCCUGUUCAACCUACCCCUCCUCCCGCCUGCCCGCUCAAACUACCCCUCCUCCCGCCCGCCCUCUCAACCUACCCACCUCCCGCCUGCUCAACUACCCCUACCUCCCGCCCACCCGCUCACCUACCCCUCCUCCCGCUCAACCUACCCCUCCCACCCGCCCGCUCAACCUACCCCUCCUCCCGCCCGCUCGCUCAACCUACCUCUCCUCCCGCCCGCUCAAUCCUACCCUCCUCCCACCCGCCCGCUCAACUUACCCCUCCUCCCGCCCGCUCAACCUACCCCUCCUCCCGCUCGCUCAACCUACCCCUCCUCCCGCCCGCUCAACCUACCCCUCCUCCCAUCCGCCCGCACAACUUACCCCUCCUCCCGCCCGUUCAACCUACCCCUCCUCCCGCUCGCACAACCUACCCUCCUCCGGCCCACUCAACCUACCCCUCCUCCCAUCCGCCCGCUCCACCCGCCCGCUCAACCUACCCCUCAUCCCGCCCGCUCAACCUACCCCUCCUCCCGCCCCACACCUACCCCUUCUCCCGCCCACCCGCUCAACCUACCCUCUCCCAUCCGCCCCGCCUCAACUACCCCACCUCCCUCCCGCGCCGCCUCAAACCUACCCCCUCCUCCCACCCGCCCGCUCAACCUACCUCCUCCUCCCACCACCCGCCCGCUCAACCUACCCUCCUCCCGCCCGUUCAACCUACCCCUCCCCCCUCCCGCCCGCUCAACCUACCACUCCUCCCGCCCGCCUCAACCUACCCCACCUCCCGCCCCGCUCAACCUACCCCUCCUCCCCGCCCGCUCGCUCAACCUACCUCUCCUCCGCCCGCCCGCUCAACCUACCCCUCCUCCACCCGCCCGCUCACUUACCCCUCCUCCGCGCCCGCUCAACUUACCCCUCCUCCGCUCGCUCCAACCUACCCUCCUCCCGCCCGCUCAACCUACCCCUCCUCCACCCGCCCUGCUCAACCUACCCCUCCUCCCACCCGCCCGCUCAAACGAUGACCCCUCCUCCGCCCGCCCGCUCAACUACCCCUACUCCCUCCCUCCCGCCCGCUCAAACCUACCCCUCCUCCCGCCUGCCUCAAACUACCCCUCCUCCCGCCCGCUCAACCUACCCCUCCUCCCACCCGCCUGCUCAACCUACCCCUCCUCUCACCCGCCCGCUCAACCUACCCCUCCUCCCGCCCGCCCGCUCAACCUACCCCCACCUCCCUCCCGCCCGCUCAACCUACCCCUCCUCCCACCCGCCCGCUCAACCUACCCCACCUCCCGCCCGCUAAACCUACCCCUCCUCCCGCCCGCCCGCUCAACCUACCCCUCCUCCCGCCCGCUCAACCUACCCCUCCUCCCGCCCGCUCAAACUACCCCUCCUCCCGCCCGCUCAACCUACCCCUCCUCCCGCCCGCCUGCUCAACCUACCCCUCCUCCCGCCCGCCCGCUCAACCUACCCCUCCUCCCGCCCGCCCGCCUCAACCUACCCCACCUCCCUCCCGCCCGCUCAACCUACCCCUCCUCCCGCCCGCUCAACCUACCCCACCUCCCGCCCGCUCAACCUACCCCUCCUCCCGCCCGCUCAACCUACCCCUCCUCCCGCCCGCUCAACCUACCCCUCCUCCCGCCUACUCAACCUACCCCUCCUCCCGCCCGCCCGCUCAAACUACCCCUCCUCCCGCCCGCCCUCUCAAACUACCCCUCCUCUCGCCAGCUCAACCUACCUACCCAACUGUAUUUGGACAUUUUCAUCAGCCAGUAUUGUUCUCCACAUAAUAAAUCCUAA
Oncorhynchus kisutch (coho salmon) is the source of this 1896-nucleotide messenger RNA. Its product is annotated as extensin-like. Lineage: Eukaryota; Metazoa; Chordata; Actinopteri; Salmoniformes; Salmonidae. The coding region runs from base 1 to 1896 and encodes 631 amino acids. The record is from RefSeq and is a predicted model, not a curated record. The transcript has a single exon.